UGCACGACGUUUUCAGGUUUGAUUGAGCAGUGUGACCUAGUCUAGUUUUUCCCUGAGCCAUGUCUGAGUAAACGCUUAGUAUUUUGUCGUAUAUAUUUAAAAAAUCUUCUCUUUUGAUAGUUCAGCGUUUUCAAUAGAGUGCGGGAGAAAUUCCAAAUUUGGACUGAUCGAUUGCUCAUCUCCACAGGCCGUUGACUAGAGUCUAACUCGCUCCUGCUAUUUGUCCCGCCCCGUCCUGCGUUUGAUUGGUUUGUUUCUCAGAGAGAGCGUGGUAAUUGGAGCUGGGCCCCGUCAGUCGGUUGGUGUGGGUGGCGGUGUUUGGUGCGCGGUGCGCUGCGGCCUGUUCUGGUUUGUUGUCAUGUAGCUUGUGGACUUUUCACUGAGACUGAGCUUCUGAUGGUGAACCUGGGACUGGGUGAGAGACCUUGGGAAGAUGAUCAUAGAGAAUCUGGACGCUUUCAGAUCUUGGUUGUCAAGGGCACUGGACCCUAUUUGUGAUGCUGAUCCUUCAGCUUUAGCAAAAUAUGUUGUGGCUUUAGUUAAGAAAGACAAGCCAGAAAAAGAACUAAAGGCUUUGUGCGUUGAUCAACUGGACGUCUUUCUGCAAAAAGAAACUGUUGGUUUUGUGGACAAACUUUUUGAUGCUUUAAGCACAAAGAACUACGUGCCACGACCAGAACAGCUUGUCCAGGAGACAUUGAAACAGGACAUGCAGCCUACGUGGCAAGAGAGGGAGGACAAAAAAGAAGUUCCCCUCUAUGAUGAGGACCAAGAUGGUAGAAAACCCUCAUUAAAGAAAAGUCACAGUCCUUUUAAACCUCUUUUAGGACCCAUUGAUACAAGAAACCGUGACGAGAAAAAGCGUGAAGAACGACGGCGCAGAGACAUUGAGAGGCAUCCUCAUUCUAGAGAUGUUUAUCGAGAUCGAUACGACCGUCGAAGAGGCAGAAGUUAUAGCCACAGUCCAUCAAAGACCAAAAGUCGAAGUUGCAGUAGGGAUAGGAAUCGAGUCCUUGGCCGCAGCAACAGCACAAGCAGGGAUCAACACAAGGAGCGAUCGAAGUUUGAAAUGGAAAGAAAUGAAGUGACAGAGAACAUAUAUGUUCCUAGUUGUACUUCAGUUAGCAGUUCAGCUGAUCAGUAUUAUGCUGGAGGGCCCCCUGCUCCAAGUGCAGUAACUGUAGUGGCUCCUGUUCACCACCCUGACAACACUACUGAGAGUUGGUCUAAUUUCUAUAAUAACCACACGGGCACAAAUUCCUUCAGUAGAAAUGCAGCUCCAAAACGCCGGUGCAGAGACUAUGAUGAAAAAGGUUUCUGCAUGCGUGGUGACCUAUGCCUCUUUGAUCAUGGUAAUGACCCAUUAAUAGUGGAAGAUGUCACUCUUCCUGGGAUGAUUCCAUUUCCACCACCACCUCCAGGCUUGCCUCCACCGGGCCAUCAGUUGCCUCCACCAGGCCAUCACUUGCCUCCGCCUCUACCAGGUUUGCCUCCAAGCUUGAGGUUACCUCUUAUACCACCACCUGGACAGCCACCUCCUCCUGGUAUCCAUUCUGUAUCUGGACCACAUCCAAUCCCAAAAAGCAGCAUAGAUGGUAUUGAAGUCUCUGGGACUGGUGCAGUACCCUCUCUGCCCCCACCCGGUUUACGGCCGCCACCCUUACCACAGUAUCCACCAUACGCAACUUCAGAAUAUAACUAUGAGCCUGAUGGAUAUAAUCCAGAAGCUCCCAGUAUCACGGCUGGUGCUAGGCCUCAAUAUCGACACUACAUUCCACGAGUUCAAACAGAGCGUCCUAAUCUGAUUGGAUUAACAUCCAGCACUAUGGAUGGUCCUCAGCGCGUACCUACAAAAGUUAAUCAAGUAGACACCUGUCUGGCUGCAACUGCCAGCAACAAUGCAUCACGUGUAGUCAUUGAACCAGAAUCCAGGAAGAGAACUGUAGUUGCUAUGGAUGGGCCACCAAUGAAAAAGUUCUGGAUGGAAAAGCAGCCUUUUAACCAUCAAAACAAGCAAGGUUUUCAGAAGAAAAUUCAACAUGCGUAUGAUAACACAAAGCUGGAGGUUCGCAAGAUCCCAAGGGAAAUGAACACCAUUACCCAGCUGAAUGAGCAUUUCAGUAAAUUUGGUACUAUUGUCAACAUUCAGGUUGCAUUUGGAGGUGAUCCAGAAGCAGCUCUCAUUCAGUACUCACAGAACGAGGAGGCGAAACGAGCCAUUUCUAGUACUGCAGCAGUAUUGAACAACAGGUUUAUCAGGGUGUAUUGGCACAGAGAGAAUAAUGGGAUUCAACAUCAGCAUGAAGUACAGGCGCAACAAUUAGCAGUAUCGCAGCACAACACUGUUCAUAAGAUUUUAAACCGAAACCACAGUCCAGGGUCUUUUGUGCUGACAAAUCCAUCAGCAAAGCAGCGACUUGGGUCAGUGAGUGGAAGUCAGCCUGACGGGCUGCAACCCAGUUCAAACCAGUUUGUGGCUGGUGGAGAAACUUCACAGGUACUUCCUUCAUCCACAAGUUUGGUAAAGGUGGGGUAUAGUUCCUCUGCUACAAAGACAAAUCAUAAAUCUUCUGUAGCACCACAUAAAGCACUUGAAACGAAAGAAGCUUUAAAGAAAAAACAGGAAGCUUUAAAAUUGCAGCAGGAUAUGAGGAAGAAGAAACAAGAGAUGCUGGAGAAACAAAUUGAGUGCCAGAAGGUAUUAAUUUGCAAGUUGGAAAAGAAUAAAAAUAUGAAAACAGAGGAAAGAGCCAAAAUUAUGAAAACCAUUAAAGACUUAACAGGAAGAAUAUCACAACUGCGAGAUGAAUUAAAAGCUACAUCCGCAUCAUCGCCAACAGUUCCAUCACAACCAAAAUCUAAAUCUGAUGCACAGAAAGAGUUACUGGAUGCAGAACUGGAUUUCCACAAGAAGCUUAACUCAGGAGAGGACACAACGGACUUGCGUAAAAAACUGAACCAACUCCAAGUGGAGGCUGCACGAUUGGGCAUUCUUCCAGGAGGACGUGGCAAGGCUGUACAAACACGAGGCAGAGGUCGAGGCAGGAGUGUGAGAGGAAGAGGUGCACAGAUGCAUAUGGUGGUUGACCAUAGGCCCAAAACAUUAACAGUAUUUGGCUUUACAGAGGAGGAAAAAGAUGAAUUGAAUCCCCAUUUUUCGAAAUAUGGAGAAGUGGAAGAUUUUCAAGAGGAUACUCCUUUAAGUGUUAGAAUAACUUUUAAGACAAGAAUUGAAGCAGAAAAUGCUGCAAAUCAGGGUACAAAGUUCAAAGGUCGAAACCUUCAGAUCUCAUGGUACAAGCCUAAAGCACCUUCAGUAUCAACAGAACCGGAGGAGGAGGAAACAAAAGAAGAGGCCUCGGAGCCCGUGGAUCCGUUCUUUCGUGAAGAUGACGAUGAUGAAGAGGAAGAUGACGAAUCUCGCUCUUGGAGACGAUAGUGGAGUUCAGAAUUUUCAUACUACCGCUAUGAACUUCUGUGAAUUUUUUGUUUAAAUAUAUAUACUAAUUUUACAGAAACAUUUUUAUUGUAUUUAAAUAAAAAUGAAUUUGCGGCAUUUUGGUGAGAAAUACAACAAAAAGGCUUGUGACUUUCCUUUCGGUGAUUUUAGGAUACAUGCCCCAAAGGAAGUAAAUCACAGAAUGAUUUGGGGGAAAUGCAGAUGAAGUAAGGAAAAACAGAACUGUUCUGCUUUUGCAGAAGUCCUUGUAUGAAUGUAUAUUAAAAUUGUGUAUAUACUUUGCCUUUUUUUGAUCAAAAGAGCAUUUAAACUGUAAGUAAAUUUUGAUAUGUGUCUCCCCCCCCACCUUUUUUUAAAAAAGAACAACUGAAACAUCAAAAUCCAUCUCAGAGUGAAUUAAUAGAAAAUAUUGAAUUCUGCAUAGGAAAGAAAAGUCCGGUUGAGUAGUUUAGGACCAACAGAUCGUUUUAUGAUCCUAAACAGCUUGUGUUUUUUUUCCCCUCAGCAAUGUUGGUGGGUCUAAAAAAUAAAGUAUUCAUUUGAUAAACAACAAAGAUACUGUAGAAACAAGAUGGCAAAUGUUGAAACUGACCUAUGUGAAUGGUAGCUACAUGGCAAGCUAUUUUAAAGCUGCAGUAACCCACUGAUUUAAUUAAAAUUUAAAUGCUAAACUAGAUGUUUUAUAAAAUUGCUAUUUAAGGAAUUUUUUUAAAAGAAGUUUCUCAGCAUCAUCAUCAUCAUUCCAUGAUUUUGCUAUACAUAAUUUUCCUUUGACUGUGCGUUAUUAACUUUUUAUUAUUUUGUUUCUCUAUCACAGCUUAAAAAUCAGACAUGGUAAUGCUGCACCAUGUUUGAUAUUGGGUUAAUGAUGCCAAAUAAGGGGACGGUUUCAAUCAGGGCCCCUCGAAGCGAGAUUGGUAUUUAUUUUCCAACUUUUUUAAAAAAUAAGUUUUUUUAGAAGUAGGAAAUAAACAUUGGUUACUAAAUAGGUCACUAUUGGGAAAUAUUGCUUUAAAUAUGUUAAGUUUGCAUAAGACAUUAUGAUCGAGGAAUCUCGCCCACCAGUUCUGAUUUCUAUCUUAUGAGCUGCUGUUAAAAGAGUAAUUGUCCACCCAUCAAUCAAGGUCGAACAGGUCUUGGAGAUUAAGAUCUGCGGAAGGAAGGAAGGAUCUAUUCCUCCAUACAAUAUCUGGGUGAGCUAUUGAACUUUAACACCUAUUGACACUUGCACAAGUAAAAUGUCUGUUUGUGUUGUGAAGCUUCUUCUAAUAUGCGGACUAGAUUGGCAGUGAUAUCAGUAAUCUACAUGCUAAUAUUUCAAGAAGUUUACAAUCAAAAUUCAUUCCAUGACUCUUAUUGCACGUAUAAACCUCUAUUUCAAAAUUGGAGCUGGGUAUAGGAAUUGCAGAGUAAGAUACUGAAUUUUUGCUGCAUUUUCCUUUCCCUAGGAUAACUUUCAAAAUGCUGUCUCAUUUUUUUUUGAUAGUUAGAUAAAUUGCAGAAUUAAUAGUUCUCAAAGUGAUAAAAAAAUUUCUGAAUAUUUAUAGCAAGGCAAAACAAACUGCACGCUACAAAAAGUCAUUAAGUACUGUUAAUGUUUAUAAAAAACUUGAGUUUUAAUUUUUUGAAACUAAGAUAAAGAUACACUUGUAGAUACAUGUUUAACUGAUGCAAAACAUUUUACUUUUUGUUCUGUGGAAAUGCAGCUUUAAAUAGAACAGAGUCCAUAAACAUUUGCAGCAUUUUUGUUUGGGGGGGGGGAAAUAGUCUUUGUAAAAUGAUAUUCUGUUACGAGUGGCUGUUAAGGUUUACGAAGUAUAAUCUUGGUUCAGCCCACCUGAAAACUAGAAUGUCUAUAUUGUGGGAGUUUCAAGUUCCUACUGUAAGAAUUUUUCUGUUGGAGAUCCUGAAACUCCUGAUUCAGUAACAUCUAUGUUCUACGAUUUAAAAACAAUAUAAAUGAAUGUGACUGCUGCCAGGAAAUUUGACCAUUAGUUUUGAUGACUAUUUGCGAUGAGGGUUAAACUGGAAACAGUGCCAUCUUGUGAUUAACGCUGUUACCAUCAAGCUUUUGUAAUUGUCAUAGUCCAAUGCUGGUGUAUGUAAACUGUGUGACUACAUAAAUCUCUGCAAAAACCAGCCAAUUGAUCCUGAUUUUAACAGAGGUAGUCUGCAGGGAAAUUCUUCACCAAUAUCUGUUCAUCAUCACUACAACAUCUUGUAAUAACUGAACAGAAGAUUCUUGAGGUUGUUGCUGAUGACUGUAAUUUUACUGUGUUUGAAAAUGUAACUGGUAUAAGUUAUGUGGUCUGGCUAAUUUGUCGUAAGUAGCCUCCCUUUCCCUUUCUGUGAAUGAACCUAUAAUGGUUUUAAAAGGAAAUUUAAGUUCGGAGCUUAACUUUGGGAGUUAGGUUUAAAAUAAAAAGAGCAUUUUUUUAAAAAUCCCCAGUAUCUACCUAAAUGUCACACUUUCUACUGUUUCACUGUAAGAUGUAUUGCACACUUACAUCCAUCAUUACCAUAAAAAUAAUUACAAAAAAAACUGGAAAUCAGAUUUAUCCUUUGAAGUUAGCUUGGAUCAAACUUGGCACUGGUCUUUUGAAACAUUACUUUUUUGUCCCUCUCAUUUCCAUUGCAGGGUUCCAAUAACCUUUGUUAUUUUUGUUUUGUUUUGCUUUCUUUUGACGCCCCUACUUUAUCUGGUUUGUCCUUGAUGUCUUGUACCAUUUAAUGUCCUUUGCUGUUUGUUUAGAAUACUGUUGUGAUGUAGAGCGGGCUGCACUUGUUAAUGGGGAAGAAUACAUAGCAUUUACCACCAUGAAAAGGGAGAGGGGAUAGACGGGACACUAUGGCUUGAGGUGGUCACUGUCAUGUGAUCUUUGAAGGAAAAUGCCAUGAUUGAGCUAAACACAAAAGAUCCAUUGUGUUGAGGAGGACUCUAGCAGUAGUUAGGCAUUUAGAAUUUAUCAUUGUAGAGCUUUUAUUUUGUAAGGGUAUCCUAUGACUUUCUUUUGUAAGUAAAUACUUGUAUAAUAGUUAUUCAGAAUUGUGAGUGCAUAGAAUAUCAAUGUAUUUUUAGGUUGUUUAUGCUAAAAUGUGAAUUCAGUGCAAACUUCUUGCACACUUCAGUAAAAUGUUACUUCAUUUGGGUGAUAUUGUUGCUGAAUUUGUAACAGUUUAUACGUUUGGAUUUAUGUCUUUAUUUCAGUUUUACUGAUUGUAUCUGAAUUUCUAAUUGAGGCAUGUUCACAUUUGAAAUAAAGUCCCACAAUGGAAUGGUUUACAAUAUAAAAUGUUUAAAAAGAUUAAAAAUUAUAUAUAUAUUAUAUAUCUAUAUGGAUAUGGAAGAAAAAAGAUGGAAAAUUUUCAAAAGAAUGAUUCAAAAAGAAAGUUUAAAAAAGAAUGAUUUAAAAAAAGGAAAACAUUUAAAAAAGAAUGAUUAAAAAAAUUUGUCAACAAAACCAUUCCAAAAAAAAACAA
This is a messenger RNA of Mobula hypostoma (lesser devil ray), 6940 nucleotides long. RefSeq names its product RNA binding motif protein 27 (gene rbm27). Lineage: Eukaryota; Metazoa; Chordata; Chondrichthyes; Myliobatiformes; Myliobatidae. Gene Ontology annotation, biological process: mRNA processing. The coding region runs from base 434 to 3439 and encodes 1001 amino acids. The transcript has 21 exons. Gene Ontology annotation, molecular function: metal ion binding; RNA binding. Gene Ontology annotation, cellular component: nucleus. The record is from RefSeq and is a predicted model, not a curated record.